AUGACUCACAGCAGCAAACCUGACCCCGCCGCUGACGCCAUCGUGGACGAGGCCAGAAUGAGACUCAAAAUGGACAUUUUCCUCAUUCCUCUCGUCAGUCUAAUCUAUUUACUAUCGUUUAUUGACCGAUCUAAUAUUGGCAAUGCUGCCAUCGCGGGCAUGCUAAACGACUUGGACAUGCAUGGCUUUGACCUGAAUGUCUCAUUGACCAUAUUUUUCAUAUCCUAUAUUCUGUUUGAGAUUCCUGCUAACCUCUUGUGCAAAUGGAUUGGCCCUGGGAGGUUUCUCCCGGGGGCUAUUCUUGGCUUCGGGGUUCUCACCAUCUGCACAGGACUAGUGCAUUCCUUUUCUGCCCUGUGCGGCGUUCGGUUCCUACUCGGAAUCUUUGAGGCUGGCAUUAUGCCUGCCCUUGUCUAUUUUCUGUCGCGCUGGUAUACACACAGUGAAUUGACUUUUCGAGUGUCACUUUUCAUCAUCUCAGCAUCACUCGCUGGGGCCUUUGGGGGCCUUCUUGCGUCUGCUAUCCUGUCGAUACCGCAUCUCGGUAGUUUGUACUCUUGGAGAUUGAUAUUUGUCAUUGAAGGCUUGGCAUCAUGCGUGCUGGGAAUCAUUUCCUUCUUCACGCUGCCCGAUCGACCGGAAACCGCCAUCUGGCUUUCUGCUGAAGAAAAAGUCUUGGCCAAGGCCAGGCUAGAUGCAGAAAGAUACGCUACCGACGAAUCGGCUUCCACAUUCAGCUGGGCCAAGGUGCGAUUGGGCAUCUUUAAUCCCGUUGUUCUUGCGACCACUGCGAUUUUCCUACUCAACAGCAUCACCGUGUAUGGCAGCUCCUUCUUUCUUCCGACAAUUGUUAAAACCAUUUUUCCGGAGAAGUCAGUCCGCAUGCAGCAGCUCCUUACUGUUCCACCAUAUUUUGUCGGUGCAAUAGCUUGCGCACUGACAAGCUUCUGGAGUUGGAAAGCACAGCGGCGCAUUGUCUUUAUGAUCUUCUGUGCGCCAUUGACUGUUGUUGGAUACAUCAUGUUCUUGGCGACGACUAAUCAGCAUGUCCGCUAUGGGGCAACAUUUUUGCCCUUUCUCGGCAUCUUUACGUACGGAGCGUUGACCAACUCCCACGUCGCCGCCAAUGUUGCGUCAGAUACAGCCAGGACAGCCGCCAUUGCCGUCAACGUGAUGGGUUGUAACAUUGGUGGCCUAGUGUCGGCAUGGGCAUAUCUGCCUUUUGACUCACCCAACUACAGAAUUGGUAAUGGACUGAAUCUGGCUGCACAAGCAGCGAUGAUUGUCAUUGCGACGUGCCUCCAUUAUUGGACCGAGUACGACAAUAAGCGACGGGACCAGCGACAGGCAACAGACCCAGAAGACAUUGGUACACCAAACAUGGACACAUUAGACUGGAAACACCCCGAUUUCAGAUGGCGCAAAUAA
Messenger RNA from Beauveria bassiana ARSEF 2860, 1428 nucleotides. Its product is annotated as Major Facilitator Superfamily protein. Bases 1 to 1428 code for a protein of 475 amino acids. The record is from RefSeq and is a predicted model, not a curated record. NCBI's taxonomy places the organism in Eukaryota, Fungi, Ascomycota, Sordariomycetes, Hypocreales, Cordycipitaceae. The transcript is spliced from 5 exons. Gene Ontology annotation, cellular component: membrane. Gene Ontology annotation, biological process: transmembrane transport. Gene Ontology annotation, molecular function: transmembrane transporter activity.